UUUCUGUUUAAUGUGCUAAUGUGAUAAAUCAGUUAUGGAUAAACACAAUAAUGAUAUAUUAAACUUUGAACAGGCGUUAAACAAAAGAAGUGGUCAUAAGUUUACAUUAUUAUACGAUAAAACAAGAAUAUUACCAAAUACAUGUAAAAUAGAGGAUGUUAUUUCGGAUGUUUCUAAGCAAAUAAAAGCAAUACAAAAGGCAGAUUUAGUGAAAAAGGUGCCAAGACAAUUAGAAAAAUCAAAUUUAAUAAAACAAUCGGAAUUUUUACCACUAAACGUACUGUCAGAUAAGGUACAAAAACAAGAGAUACAGAAUAAAUUCGAAACACAAUGUGUUACAGAUACACAAUUGAUAAAUUUAGUUGAUAAUGCAGAAACUUUAGCUGCUCAAACUGGUAUCACACAAGAAUUUGAAACAACAUUUUGUCAUAAAACUGAUAAAAGUGUUGCUAAAAAAUUAAUAGAUACAGGGCAAAGUACAGAUAAAAAAGAAUCUGUUAAAAAUGAAGCUGAAUUCAUAAGAGAUGAACAAAAUGCAGAAACAUUAGGUCAAAGUGGUGUAACACAGGAAUUUGAUACUACAUUUCGUUGUAAAGCUGAUGUAAAUGUAAAUAAAGAAUUAGUAGAUACUGGGCAAUGUAUUGAUUUAAUAGAAACUGUAAAAGACAAAGAAGAAUGUAUGCAAGAUGAACCAAUUAAAGAGAAAUCCAAUGAAAUUCAUACAGCACAUACACCACACAAACGGAGUAAAAAUAUUAUUAAUGAUUAUGAGCAAGAGAUCUGUGAUAUCUUUGAUAAUUCAGAUACUGAAGAUAAUUUAACAAUUUUCGAACCAUUAGAAGAUAAUACUAAAAGUCCUAUUUUAAAUAAAGUAAAACCAAUAGUAAUAAGAAACACACCAAAGCCAUUAGUGUACAAUUUAGAAUCCUUUGAAAAGUUUGAAGCUCUUGCAUUACCAGUUAUAGAAGAAAAUGCUGAUUUACGAAUAGCAAAGAAAAUAAUAAAUUCACAGCUUGUUAAUGGAGAAUUAUGUAUACAAAGCCAUAAAAAUCCUACCCUACAAUAUAGGGAAUCAUCUAAAAGCCCUGUUUUCGAAGUUAAAGUCAAAAGAAGAAAUAGUGAUACAAGAUCUAUGACAAAAGACGAUCAACAAAGUAUUGAAAAUAAAAGUAUUAUAGAAGAUGAAAUACUAUUUAGUAGUGAUGAAGAAAACUACGAACCAGCAAGAGAAAUAGACGAUUUACCUCUAACUUGUGCUUUAGAGACUUCCUUUUAUAAUCAAACUGGUAUUCUUGAUAAAACAAUGUAUGUCGGAUUUCAAACAGCAAGCAACAAGUCUAUACAAAUACAUACAGACUCUUUUGUGAACGCGAAAAACGUUUUAGAAGACAGUGAUGUUGAUAUAAAGGAUCUUGUUAAUGUAUUUGAUGGUACAUUUAUUGAACCUUCUAAAUUAGCAUCAUCAGAAGCAAACAUUAAUGAACAAAAUGUCCUGGAAGCAACAAGGCUAACUACUAUUGAAAAAUCUGUUGCAACAGAUAUAGGUAAAGUUCAAUUUGAAACAGCAAAUGGCAAAUCUAUUGAAAUAUCUGACCAGGCUUUACGAAAAAGUGAGCUUUUUCUUGAAGAUGUGCAAAAAAAUUUGAUUGACUACAAUGUAGAACUAGAAUUUGAGAAAGAAAGUAAAUUGGUGGUAAAUAAAAUAGAAGUAAGAGAUUUAAAAAGUCCUAAAUAUGUUAGAGAUGAUACACACGAAAUAUUUAAUAAGAAAAUUGAGAAUGAUGGCAUUGACGAACCCAAUAAAAUAAAUGAUGACAUUAUAUUACAAGAAUUUGAAAAUAGUAUGUUAAAUGAGGAGCAAGAUGAUCCUAUUGUAUUAAAUAAGCAAUUUCAAACAUCUGAGAAAUCUAUAUUACAACACGAUUUUCAAGGAUUUAAAACAGCUAGUUUAAAACCGAUAAAAAUUACGGAUCAGGCACUUUUAAAGACAAGGAAAAUAUUUGACAACAUUGAUAAUGAUACUGAUAAUAAUUUUCCAAACAUUUUGCAGAGUAGCAUUAAGUCUGAUGGUAUACAUGGUGUGCCUAAUUGUGUAGGAUUUUCAACAGCUAGUAAUAAAGAAAUAAAAAUAUCUAAAACAGCCUUAUUAAAAAGUAAAAUUAUAUUUGAAGAUAUUAAUAAAGAUUUGAAGACAAGUGAAAAUAUUGAACACAAUGAAAGAGAAGUUACUUCUAUGGCUAAAGAAAGUAAAAGUGAUAUUCCUAACGAUUUUUAUAUCCCAGUAAAACAAUUAAAUGACAAUGAAAUAAGAAAUAACAAGUUUGGUGGAUUCAAAACUGCAAACAAUAAUCCGAUAAAAGUAUCUUCAAAAACGUUGGCAAAAUAUAAAAAUAUUUUUCAUGAUAUAAUUGAUGGCACUGAAAAUCAACCACAUGAAAACUCACAUCAAACUAAAAUCAAACCACAAGCAAAAACAAUUGAUAAAACUGAUAAAAGUGAAUGUAAAGAGAAAGGUUUGAAGUUUGAAAAGAACAAUAAUCAUAACACAAAUACAAAGUUCUCCUUCAAAACAGCAAAUGAAAAAAUUGUUGAGGUAUCGGAAGAAUCGUUGAUAUCUAGCCAAAUGUUGCUAAAAAAAUCUGGUAUGGAUAGUAGUAAUAAAAUACGUGACUUUACUUUUAAGGGUUUCCAGACCGCAAGUAAUAAGCAAAUAAAUAUAUCGAAAGAAACACUUGCAAGAAGCAAAAGAAUAUUUGCUGAUAUUGAAUCAGAUGUUGAUGAAGAAAUACAUAUAAAAAAGAUUAAAAGCGAAACAAAACAACGCUCAAAGGAAAAUACAGAAAUGCAGAAUUUCAAAGGAUUUCAAACAGCUAGUAAUAAGAAUAUAAUAGUUUCGAAACAAACUUUAGAAAAAUAUAAAACAAUAUUUGAUAACAUAGAUGCAGAUAUGGGGAACGAUUUUCUAAAAGAAUUCAAUCCUAAUCAUGAACGAACAACGUCAGCAUGUCGAAAUACUAAACAAGCAGUUGAUACAUCUAAAGAUGCAAUUUUGGCUAAUUCUGUAUUACUAGAUCCGAUUGAAAAAUCUUCGAGUAAUUUUAAAGGCUUUAAAACAGCAAGCAAUAGACCAGUCAGUAUAUCAAAAGAAGCUCUAGCUAGAACAAAGAAUAUUUUUAGUGAUAUAGAUAUUAAUAUUGAAAGUAAUUUAGGGAUACCUAAAGUUAAACCUGAGAAAGAAGUUUCUUCAGUGAAAUUUCAAUUUCAGACAGCUAAUAAUAAACCUGUUCACAUCUCUGAAGAAGCAAUUAUUGCCAGUCAAAAAUUGUUCCAUGAUGAGAAAGUUCAUACUUCCAUACCUAAAUUCCAAGGAUUCCAAACAGCUAGUAAAAAAAGUAUAGCAAUUUCAAAAGAAACUCUGGAUAAAUAUAAAACAAUGUUUGAUGAUAUAGACACUGAAUUGAAAAAUGACUUUGUUCAAGAAGCUAAAGAAACAGAUAAACCUAAUACAGUAACUAAUAAUAUAAAUAAAGUUGAUAUAACUGAGGAUGCCUUAGCUAAUCCUGUAUUACUGAAUGAUCCAAUAGAAAAAUCGUCAAGUAAUUUUAAAGGCUUUCAAACAGCCAGCAAUAGACCAGUCAAAAUAUCUAAAGAAGCUCUGGCUAGAACUAAGAAUAUUUUGAAUGAUAUAGAUAUUGAUACUGAAAGUAAUUUAGAUACAGGUGAAGUAAAACCUGAACAAAAAGUAACUUCUAUAAAAUUUCAAUUUCAAACAGCCAAUCGUAAAACAGUUGAUAUCUCUGAAGAAGCAAUUAUUGCUAGUCAGAAAUUAUUAAAUGAUAAUAUAGAAAACAUACCUAAAUUACAAGGAUUUCAAACUGCAAGUAAUAAAACAGUAAAAGUAUCAAAAGAAGCACUUGCAAAAAGUAAGAAAAUAUACAAUGAUAUAGAUUUACAUCCUGACCAAAUGCCAAAAGAUAAUUUGUCUAUACAUACGUCGGAUUCAAAAGCACCCAAAAAGACAAAUCAAUUUGGUCCCAAGAGUGUAAAUGUUGAAGAAAAAAAGUCUAUUAACAAUGACUGUGACGAAAUCAACAUGAAAGAUAUAUUCAACACUCAAGUGGUAACUAACUUUGAAAAUACGCUAUACACAGAAGAUUUCUUAAAAGAAAGAACGCCUGUGCAAUGUAAAAGAUCGGGAAGUCCUAUUGUCUCUUGUCCUAAGUCCAAAAAGCGGAAAUUUCAAGCUCCCGCCAGCGUUGUCAGAAAUAUUUUGAGCGCGAAAAUUGACACCUGUCAAACGAAGACCGAUAAAAUUUACGCAUUUGACGACAGUUAUAAGAAAACAAAGAAGCUCUCAUUAAAAGACUUAGAUAACAUUAAAAAUAAUGAUAUUCCAAGAAUAGAAGAUUAUAUACUUAAUUUUAACUACGAAAAUAUGUUAGAUUACAAAUUUAAACCAGAGAGAAAUGAAGUGACAAAUGACAUAUGGUCUACCGAUAAAAUAAAAGAGGUUUUUUCGGAAUUUGUUAAUAAUAAAAUAAUACCGUUAGGCUGGAUAGAAAAUCACUUAAAAUUGAUAAUUUGGAAGUUGAUUUCAUACGAAAUAAGAUUUCCCCAUUGCUUCGAAAGAAUAUGUACUGUGAAAAAUGUGCUUGAACAGUUAAAAUAUAGAUAUGACAGAGAGUUAUAUAAUGUGCAAAGGCCAGCUUUAAGGAAGAUUCUAGAAAGGGAUGAUGUUGCUAGUAAAUCUAUGGUUUUAGGUGUUGUUGGGGUCUAUGUAGAUGGUGUGUAUGUGAGCAGUGUUACCAGUUUGACAGAUACCAUAGAGCUACUAUUGACAGAUGGCUGGUAUUGCCUAAAAGCGAGCAUAGACAAAUAUAUUUCUAAACUCGUUUACGACGGGAAAAUAUCUGUGGGCAUGAAACUUUUCAUUCAUGGGGCUGAGUUGGUCAAUUGUGAACAAGGUGUAGCACCUUGGGAGGACACAUCAUCCGUGCGUUUAAAAAUCUCCGGAAAUUCGACACGUAGAGCCCGCUGGGACGCGCGGCUCGGUUACCAUGGCAACGCGGCCAUGUUGUCCCACCUGUCAACUGUCAGGCCGGAAGGCGGGAAAGUGUCGAAGUUGCACGUUUUUGUUACCAGAGUUUAUCCUAUGUUGUAUAUAGAGAAGUUUGAGGAUGGCAGCACUGUUACACGUUCAGAAAGAUUGGAAAACUUAUUUCAAAUGAAAUAUGAAAAUGAUCGACAGUUGAUUUUGGAGAAAAUCUAUGAAGAUGUAGGGAAGGAAUUUUGUGAUCAGGAGUCGCAAGAUUCAGAAAACUAUAUGGAUAGUGGAAAAUUUGAGUCCGGUUCGCAAAUUGCGAAAAUCAUGAAGAAACACAGGGACCCUGCUGAAUUUAGGGCAAAUUUAACAGAAUCCCAAUUAAAUCUCUUACAAGAAUACACAGUGAAACGUAAAGAUAAACAAAUAGAAAUAAUGCAAGAGAAAGUAAGAGAGAGAAUAAAGAACAGUUCGCUCGGUGUUGCCAGGAGUGUGGUGCCAUUGUUGAAGAUCAGGGUUGCCAGUGUGGAAAAUGAAUGUAGGGUUUGUAAAGGAAUGCUCUCAAUAUGGCGGCCAAAUGAAGCCCUCCAAGAAGUGAUCACUGAAAAUACAUGGAUAGAUGUGUAUAAUGUUGUUCCUACAGCUAUUCGGAACUCAGAAAUACAGCUAUCAGCAAACAGAAACUCUAUAUUUCAAAAAUCAAAAGUCACACAAUCCGAGAAAAUUACUUCAUGCACAGAUUAUCUAAAACGACAGUGUUACCAGAUAAAAGAUAUUCGAAAUUCAAAUUUAUGUACAGAAAAUAAUGAAGUCGAUACAGUCGGUUUUAUUAUAUCAAUCGAACCUUCAAAUAAAGAUUUUGAAAAUUCCAAACAGCUAUAUCAAAAUAUUUAUUUAGCAGAUGAAAAUAAAAAUUUAAUAUGUAUCAACUUUUGGGGCGGGAUUAAGAAGUUUGGUUUCGAAAAUAUACUUGACACUGGUCAAGUUAUCGCCUGUGUAAAUUUACAAAAACGAUCUGGCAACACCAUGAGAAACAUACCGCAGUAUCGUGCUACUGAAUUUUCGUAUUUUACCAAAACACCAAAAUAUGAUUGUUUAAGAAAAUUGUGUAUGGAAUUAAUAAAAGUAUUCUCUGGGUUGGAUAGGAGAAAAUUCUGUCUUGAUUGUGUUGCUAUAAAGAAUAAUAAUGCAAAUACAAAUCAUCGUUUACCAGACGUAUCUCCGUAUAGAUUGAAUAAUAGUGAUUACAAUAUUGCCAAGAAUAAAAACUUUAUUGAUUCACCAAUAGCCAGAGACGCAAUUUUGAACUUAAGCAGCUCAGAUUUUGAGUCGACUUUCAAACAAACAGACACACACAAAAUGUCUCCUAGCAAGUUACUACGUAAGAAGAAAAUCAACGAAAAGAUAUCCAAAUUAAAAUAUUACGGUGAACCACCUCCCUUGAGUCCAAUGAACAUAAUUAAUUUGUCGAAAAAUGUUACAAAUGCCUUCAAAAGUCCGUUAACGUCAAAAAAUGACAGUUUAAAUGUUGCCAGUAAAGAUAUUUCAACACCUUUACGCACAGAUAAAGAAAAUUCGAAUUUGGACUGUAGUCCAGUAUUGUCUACGGGUAGAAACGUUGUAAAAAGGAUAAUUAGCGUGAAUCCAGUGAAAUUAAACUUUAAUAAUGAUGAAAUAAGUGAAAAACAAGAAAACACAAUCGAUCCUUUUGCAGAGGAAUUUGAUGCCAGUCCGCCUUUAAGUUUAGAUUAAUUAUAAUUUCGCUUCGUCUGUACAUU
Colias croceus (clouded yellow) is the source of this 6819-nucleotide messenger RNA. Its product is annotated as breast cancer type 2 susceptibility protein homolog. Lineage: Eukaryota; Metazoa; Arthropoda; Insecta; Lepidoptera; Pieridae. Gene Ontology annotation, biological process: double-strand break repair via homologous recombination; regulation of DNA-templated transcription. The record is from RefSeq and is a predicted model, not a curated record. Gene Ontology annotation, cellular component: nucleus. Bases 35 to 6793 code for a protein of 2252 amino acids. The transcript has 9 exons.